Molecule: messenger RNA, 483 nt
Organism: Aplosporella prunicola CBS 121167
Lineage: Eukaryota; Fungi; Ascomycota; Dothideomycetes; Botryosphaeriales; Aplosporellaceae
Exons: 2
Molecular function (GO): protein binding
Source: RefSeq, a predicted model, not a curated record
CCCUACCCACUCUACGCCGCCGCGCGCCAGGGCCACCUCGCCAUCGUGCGCCUCCUACUCGACCGCGGCGCCGACCCCGCCCCGGGCGACGGGCGGAACGCGCUUCGCACAGCGCUAUGCAGGGCGUGCUUCCAUGGCGCCGGCGACGUUGCACAGCUGCUGCUCGACAGAGGCGGAGGCGCCAGGCUCGCCACGGGCGCCGUGCACUGCCCGCUCUUCUCCGCGGUCGAGGGCGGCCACCGCCACAUUCUCCAGCUGCUGCUGGCGCGCGGCGUCGACGUCGAGUACGAAGGCGCCGACAAACGGACGGCGAUUGUUGCCGCUGCCGAGCUCGGCCGAACACACCUCAUAAGCAUGCUGGUUGCUGCCGGCGCUGACGUCAACAACGACUCGUGGUCUUGCCUCACCCUUGCUGUAAUCAAUGGUCACCUGGAUACGGUCGAGUUUCUGCUGCAGCAUGGCUUCGAUAUCGAUGGACAGACG